This is a messenger RNA of Portunus trituberculatus (swimming crab), 7964 nucleotides long. It is a transcript of the gene Orp8, whose product is annotated as oxysterol-binding protein-related protein 8-like. The record is from RefSeq and is a predicted model, not a curated record. Gene Ontology annotation, cellular component: cytosol; membrane; intracellular membrane-bounded organelle. NCBI's taxonomy places the organism in Eukaryota, Metazoa, Arthropoda, Malacostraca, Decapoda, Portunidae. Gene Ontology annotation, molecular function: cholesterol binding. The coding region runs from base 258 to 3254 and encodes 998 amino acids. The transcript has 18 exons.
GGAGUCUUAUCCACUACUACUACUACUACUACUACUACUACUACUACUACUACUACUACUACUACUACUACUACUACUACUGCCUCCUCCUCUCCCACGGACACGAAUGCAGUUUGUUCGUUAGUGUGUUGGUGAAGUGCAGUGUGAAGAGAAGCAGACAGACAGAGAGAGAGAGAGAAGAGAUAAAGACAGACGGGCGGACACAAGAAGAGGAGGAGGAAAUGUUAACCGUGUGAUUUUUCCUUCAGCGAGUUAUUAUGAUUGUGACAGUGGCGUUCCCUAACCAGCGCCAGCCUUCUUCAGUGUCUUCUUCAGGUACUGCUACAGGCUACGAUGGCACUUCUGAGGCCUCCACCAUCCGCCUCCCUGACACUCCACACCAGAGGAGCCUCCCACUUUCCCGCAAGGAGUCGUACAAGGACCAGCGGAAGAAGUACCGUCGGGAGAAGAAGAGAGUGGCGCGAGAGUUGCUCAGCACACUCAAAGACCCUGCGGUGGUGGUGCUGGCUGACUGGCUGAAGAUCCGGGGCUCCCUCAAGGGCUGGACCAAGCUGUGGUGCGUUCUCAAGCCAGGCAUGCUGCUGUUAUAUAAGAGUGCCAAAGUGAAGAGCAGUCACUGGGUGGGCACUGUCCUGCUCAACACCUGUGAGCUGAUAGAGCGCCCCUCCAAGAAGGAUGGCUUCUGCUUCAAGCUCUUUCACCCACUAGAGCAGUCCAUCUGGGCCACCAAAGGGCCAGAGGGGGAGACCAUGGGGGCCGUGGUGCAGCCUCUUCCCUCCUCUCACCUCAUCUUCCGCGCCCCGUCCCAGGCCGCUGGCAAGUGCUGGAUGGACGCCCUGGAGCUGGCUGUGCGUUGCUCCUCUAUCCUUAUCCGCUCCAUGACCUCAUCCAGCAAGUCAGACAACAACACUCUCACCUCAUCCACUCUCACUGCUAACAAGUGGAAUGAGUCUGAUUAUGAGAAGCAUUUUAAGGAUCAGGACAUAUCAGAUGACUCCAGCCAAGGUGGGCUCAGCCCUGAGAAUAGUCCGCUGAUCACGCCCCAGUCCUCGUGGAGGGAGUGUGUCAUCCAACUGACAGGGGUGUCCAGCCUGGAGGGCACCCCCACACACAGACCCUUGGCCCACCUGGGGAUUCAGCGCGACCCCUCGCCCACUCCAUACUACCGCAGGCUGGCAGCAGCAAUACACAUGGCUGACCAGGAGCUGAAGGGUGAGGUACCAAGCAGAAGACAGUCCCUCACCCCUGAUGAUGCAAGCAUCACUGACUGCUCCCACACUAACACUCCUGACCUCAAGGGUAACAGAAAGAAGAACUUUUUCAAGCUCAGCCCCAGGAUUAUUCUAAAGACUCCAAAGAAAGCUAAGAAUGAUCUGGAUGACGCCAGCCACACAGACGACAAUGAGUACCACAGGGAGUCAGGCCAUUUCUCUGGUGCUGAGCCCUUGUCGGGGUCUGAAUCAGAAUCCGAGGAUGGCUCCCACAAGGGCGAUGAGAGACAUGAGGAGGAGGAGGAGGAGGAGGAGGAGGAGGAGUACGUAGAUGACCUUACGCCGAUAGAGACUGCAUACGUGUCCAAUAAGGAGGGGGAGAUGGGAGAGACAUGUAUUGCGCUGUGUCAGGCUGGAGAGCAGGUGGAGGAGCUGGAGGAAGAGAACAAAUCCCUGAUCUGGUUCCUCCUGAAGCAAGUUCGGCCAGGGAUGGAUCUGUCCAAGGUGGUGCUCCCAACCUUCAUCCUGGAGCCUCGAUCCUUCCUCGACAAACUCUCAGACUACUACUACCAUGCUGAUCUGCUGUCCAAGGCGGUGCAGGAGGACGACCCCUACACCAGGAUGAAGGAGGUGGUGAGGUGGUACCUCUCAGGGUUCUAUAAGAAGCCAAAAGGACUCAAGAAGCCGUACAACCCAAUCCUCGGUGAAACCUUCAGGUGCUACUGGCGACACCCCAAUGGCUCCCGCACCUUCUAUGUGGCUGAGCAGGUGUCUCACCAUCCGCCGGUGUCAGCUCUUUAUGUAACAAACAGGCAAGAAGGGUUCUCUGUCAGUGCAACAGUUUUGGCAAAAUCCAAGUUUUAUGGUAACUCAACAUCAGCAAUACUAGAUGGCAAUGUACAGUUGUCCCUCCUGCCCCGAGGGGAGGAUUACAUCAUGAACAUGCCCUACGCCCACUGCAAAGGCAUCCUGAUGGGCACCCUCACCAUGGAGUUGGGGGGCAAGGUGACCGUGGAGUGUGAGAAGACGGGGUACAAGACAGAGCUAGAGUUCAAAUUGAGGCCUUUCUUGAGUGGCUAUGACUCAAACAACAUGGUGAGUGGAAAGCUGAAGCUGGGCAAGGACACUCUGGCCACCUUGGAGGGCCAUUGGGAUGGCAAGAUCACUCUCACUGACAAGAGAACCGGGGAGGAGGAACUACUCUGGCAUGCCACUCAGGAGGUCAAGUCUCAACGGCUGCAGCGGUUCACGGUCACCAUGGAGCAGCAGGGAGCCUUUGAGUCUGAGAGGCUGUGGCAGCUCGUCUCAGCAGCUAUCAAGUCAGACGACCAGACAGCAGCAACGGAGGAGAAGACCAUCCUGGAGGAGGCUCAGCGCAGUGCUGCCAAUGAGCGGAAGGUCAAAUGUGAGGAGUGGGUCCCUACAUAUUUUGCCCAGGACCUGGUACGGGGCGUGUAUGUGUACAAACACUCUGACCUGCGGCCUUGGGAUCCCCGGACGGACCUCUUCCAGUAUGAACACAACUAUGUCAUUGCUACCAAGACCAGACACAAGGCACCCAUGAUCAGGACAGCUUCUAUCGUCAGUGUUGAUCCCAAGUGUGAUGUCAAUGUUGUGCGUGUGGCGGGGGUGGAGGGAGUGCCAAGGCUGCGAGGAGUGUUUGAGCGUCCCGAUGCAGAGGAGACUAGCUCAGGGGACCACGAUGACCUGCAAGAUGUGACAGACCACACAGUGGGCAACAGCAGUGUGGGCAGUGCGCCAUCCCGGCCAAGCAGGCAGACCAUCAAUGUCACUCCCAGCCUGUUGGACACCCUUAACAAGGUGUCUGUGAGCCAGGACCUGCUGGUGGUGGAGGUGAAGAGCAUGAAACAGGAGCUGGAGGCCCUCACACUGCGGAUCUCCUCCAUGGCCACCAGGCAGCAGAAGCAGCACCUGGAGCGGCUGGACAGUGGCCUUUUCUCCAUGCAGUCGUUGUCCUCCAUCUUGGUGGCUCUGGUCAUGUACAGCUUCAUCAAGUGGCUAACCGAGCGCUUCUGGUUGUAGCCGGAGGGACGGGGUGGUUGUUUGUGAGUUGUUAAAGGUCAUAUAUAUAUAUAUAUAAAUCACUAUAAAUAUAUACAUAUAUACAUAAUAUAUAUUUAUGCAUUGGUUGGGAUGAAUAUAGCAUUAACAAGAUAUCAGAUUGACAGUAUAAAAGUUGCCAUUAAUGAACUUGUUGUAAAUAUGCCACUUAUUGAUUUUUUAGUAGUAGUUCUCCCACGCAUUGUUAUGAAGGGAAGAUAAAUGAUCUAUCGGGAUAAGAUUCCUAAUAAGGUAGGCAUUUCAUUCCUAAUUACAAUUACUUCUCAUAGAAGUAGUAAGUGACACAGAGGGCCCUUCAGAUUCUAUUCAUUAUAGAGUAUCAAAAAUUUCUGCCUUAUGCUGUAUCUAUAAGUACCAUCUUGCAGUCAUUGUUGCACACUGUAUUCAUUGCUACCUCUCAGGCAUCAAUUUGUACAGUCUGGAUGCUGGGAGCCUGUCUGCUCAGCCUGCCUCACCCCAGCCAAGGGACUGCAGCAGGAGUGUAAGGGAAAUGUUUACUCUGUACUUCAGGUUCAUGCAUUUGAGUCUCUUGGUAUUGAGAGAGAGACAGGUGAGGCAGCAGGUCUCCCUUGUUGACUGUACCUUGCCUUUAGUUCUACAUUCAGUUCUCUCCAGUUCUAUCAUAGACAUUCCCUUUCCUGUAGAAAGUAAGAUAAUCUCAUGUCACCCGAACGUCGGUUGUAGGAUGUUCAGCAGAGCACCUCUCAUCCUUUUCCUCUCAAUUGCUCAUAGUAGAAUUAUUUCCUAUACACCCUUGCCAUUCACACUCAUGCAUCUUGCUCACCCUUUGCCUGCCUGCCUGCCUGUCACCAUCAUCAUCACUUCCCUGCAGCUAGUGUGUUCCUCAGACCAAGUAGUGAUUCACCAGGUAGGCAGCCUUUUAUCACACAGGUAGUAAUUCUCUAAUAGAGAUUGGUUUGUAUUCUUUAUACCUAAGGUAUUAAUCUAAGGCCAUAUAGGAAGGUUUUCAAUCCAUUGAGGCCGUGUAUGGGUCGUAAACUUUUUCAAAAUGUUGGAGUUUUGAUUUCUUGUUUUUCUUCUAUAAUAUCAAACAAUGCAAGUCCUUUUCAAUUCUGAUGCAAAUUGUGGACCAGUAGUGUGAAAUUUGCAUCAAAGAAGGUAAUGCAUUGUUGUUGUUUACACUAAGCUAAGAGUUCUAUGCAUGGAGGAGAGAAAAGGAAGGUGGACACAGGAGUGGAGUAGGCCAGGGUUACAUGGACAUUGAACCAGUACAGAUGAAAGAUGUGAACCAAGUGAUUCUAUCAGGAUUGCAUAGUAUUGGGUUCUUAUGGGAUUGAGUGUUGGAUCAUUAUAUCAGGCUUAUCUAGGGACUUGAAUUUGCCCUUUACCUGCCUAAUUAAGAUGGGCAAUGUAAGUUUAGACAAUGUACUACUGAGUAAUAAUGUAGAGGAGAGGACUAGAACACCUGAAGUCCUUGUCACCCUCUCAGGUAUUAGCAUUUUGAUAACACUUAAACUUUUAUUCACCUUGAAAAAUGUUAACUUGUCUGAGAUUGUUACCAUGGUUUGGAGUGCGUUUGUGUGUGUGUGUGUGUUGACUGACUGUCACUUGAGUGUUGAGUGACUGAUGACUGACCAGGUUGAGUUGUUAGUUGUCUAAGUGAUCUUCCUUUCUAUUGUAUAAGUAAUUCUCCUUUAUAUUGUGUGAAUGAUGCUCCUUUAUGUUUUGUAGUGAUAUGUGUACAGUGAGUGACAGUUUGUGUAUGGUGUGUUUUCUCUUCUGACCUGCUGGUUGGUGAUGGUCAUGUUUUGUUUUUCUUGUGUCUUUGUUGCUUUCAUUGCUUUCCUUAUCCCUGCUUGGUUUGGGAAGUAUGUUAAUUAGUUGUAUGUGUAAUUCACCACAGUCAUCUGCUGGUCACCCAGCCAGCCUUUCCCAUUACAGAGUGAGCUCAGAGCUCAUAGACCGAUCAUUGGGUAGGACUGAAACCACAACACACUCCACACACCAGGAAAGUGAGGCCACAACCCCUCGAGUUACAUCCCAUACUUGCUUGCUGCUAGGUGAACACGGGCUACACUUUAGGAGUCUUGGUCAUUUGCCUUGCCGCUUCCUGGGACUCGAACCUGGGCUCUCUCAGUUGUGAGCCGAGUGUGCUAACCACUACACUACGUGGUGUGUGUGUGUGUGUGUGUGUGUGUGUGUGUGUGUGUGUGUGUGUGUGUGUGCGUGUGUGUGUGCGUGCAUGUGUUUGAAGUUAAUGGUGAUUGCUUCAGUUUGCCAUCUCUUUUUUUGUGCCAAGUUUCUUUGAAACUCAGUUUUGUGUAGUUAUCUGAUGUUACCCAUUAGUGAGUUUUCUACAUGAUUUAUUUUUACUUAAUUUUUCUUUAAUUUACUUAUUUUUCCAGAAGAGUUUGCUAAGUUAAUGAUUUGAUUGAUUUAGGGAGCUGCCCUAUGUGGCCAAGUGACCUCUUGCAUUGUUCUUAUGUUCUUGUGUUGUUGUUUGACCUGAUGUGUUGUGUGUAUGAGUAUUUUGUUACUUCUUCAUAGUGUUGUUUCAUGUCAUGUACCAAAACCACAGGAUCUGAUGUACAAAGAAAAAAAGAAAAAAGAAAUUCAAACAAUGGAGGGCCCAGGUAAAGACAUAUACAUCUGUGGUUAUAUAUAUAUAUAUAUAUAUAUAUAUAUAUAUAUAUAUAUAUAUAUAUAUAUAUAUAUAUAUAUAUAUAUAUAUAUAUAUAUAUAUAUAUAUAUAUAUAUAUAUAUAUAUAUAUAUAUACAGACUGAAAUUUAUACUCAAAAUAUUGAAAGCAUACAAACCUACACAUAUUCAUUAAAUAAUGUAUACACGAGCUGGAACUUGAAGAAGAAGAAAGAAAAAAAAUUUUAAAAAGCUUUUCCUAUCUUAAGCAGCUCACUUUUUGCACACUUGAUAGACAAAUUUUGCACACCUCUUGCUGCUUUGUACUGCUGCUUCUUGUUGAAGGCCAGCUCUCUGAUGUUAUAUUUGAUACCAGCUAUAUCUGAUGUUAAAAAGGUAAAUCAUACAUAUUGCAUUGUUAUGCUGCCUGGGAAGUUGUAUGUAUUAGUAGUUCAAGGCUCAUUGGUUACUGCUCGGGUCGGGCCAGCUCACAGCCAGCCACGUAUCUUCUAGUCUUAACAGCGUAUAAAUCACUCUUACUGUAAGUUAAGCCCCUACCCAAACAAUAAGUAUAGAUACUUAAGUUAGGCAAGAUAAGAAUUCAGAAUCCUUUUUGCUGCAGCGCUUACACACACACACCAGAACAGUGAAGUGCUUUAGCAAGACCAGAAACAUCAUUAUGUAGAUUGAGAAAAAACUUGACACUUCUAUACUCCCUCUAGGUACUUACUUUCCUAUAACUAGUGUUUGUGUUGCGUUGGUUACCACAUAUCAAAUACAUCUAUGGAGGUAAGCAGAUGGUUGUUAAUGUGCAUAGCAGAUGGAAGUCACCCGAGGCCCUGAAAUAUGUUAGGUGGCAUUGAUGGAAGAGAAGACAUGUAGGGACAGGGACAGAGGAAAGACGGACUAAUGACCAGCCUCUUGGUGCUCCUGAGGGAGAGGCUGAAGGGGCCGAGGGAGGUGUAGCAUGUAGGUAGUUGUUGUUGUGUAGGUUGUAAGGGCACCGGUGGGCAGUGAGAUGUUUAUGUUAGAUGCACCCAGAAACACAGCAGAUGGUAGGGCAAGAAUUCUGAAUGAGGAUGAUGUAUAAAGCUCUUAUGCUCCCCACAACUGUUUGGAUGGUUACAGCGGGGCAGGUUCAGAAUUACUGCUCUAUUUUAAUGUUAUAUACAGAUGUACUACUACAUGUAAACACCUGUUGUAAUUAGAUGAGUAAAUUUAUAGCCAGUGCUUUUUAUAUUUAAAAGAAAUGUUGAAUGAAGUGAAAAAUACUUAGAGAGGUAUUUUCAGCUCAUUGCAAUACAGGAAAGUAACUUAAGGCAAUGUAUUAACACUGUAUUAUGAAGAGUUAUUAUUUCCUUGUUGACAGACAGUACAGCCCAGCGUAAGAUAUUCAGGAACAUAGUAAGUAUUAGGGUGACAGGGAACUAGUGUGUGAGUGAUGCUUGGUUCACUCUUCCCAGUGUGGGUAAAGAACAUUCCAGUGUGUGUGGCAGCAGUGUAGACUGAGUGUUCAUGCCAAUGAGAUGCUGCAGAGCUUGUUGUUGCCAGGGCGUGGCUGUGAUGUGCCAGCCAGUGUGUGUGUGUGUGUGUGUGUGUGUGUGUGUGUGAGAGUGUGAGUGUGAGUGUGUCAUGGUGACACAAGGUAUUGCAGGGCUGAGGCACCUCGGGAAGCACUAGUGUCUGGACAAAUGUUAUUAGAUAUUGAACCAAGUGCAAUAUGUGGCUGCCAGUAUGUGUUCAGAGAGAGAGAGAGAGGGAGAGAAAGAAAGAAAUCCCUGUAUGGUGCAUUGUAAGCUUCACUAUUUAUACCUGUCAUUGCUACCUUGCAGAAGUACGUAUAUAUGCAUAUGCAUACUACUAUUGCUGUAUAUUUAUUACUGAUCUGUUAUUCUAUCCCCAGACACUACUGUAGCAUUUAUGUGCUAUUAGAAGUUCACAACUGCAAACUUUUCAUUAUUUUACACUUAAUGAUGAAGAUAAUUAAAAAAAAAACUACUUUGUUCUUCCUUGUGAAAAUUUAAAUCUAUUUCUGUACAGAAUUUGGUAACAUAUAAUACAGAUGACUAUUU